AACUCCUAGGAGAGUGUUUCUUAAUUUCCAAGGAGCAUAUCCUUUUGGCCUUGAAGUUAGACGUGUUUGACAUUGAUAUUGCUGUUCUUACUCCCUCUGUUUGCAUUUACUGGGUGUGUCUUUGCCCGUUGCUUUAUUUUCAGUCUUGUUGCUCACCUUGUUUGGGGCGUAGUUCUUGUAAACAGCAUUUGGCUGUAUUUCAUUCUUUAACGUCCUCAGUCUGUGUUUUGAUGGGGAAAUUCAGUCUCUUUACACUUAGUGUUAUAGUCGGAUGCACUUAGCUUUACUUAUUCCCCUGAUCUUACAUUUCCUGCACACACCCCCCACCCUCACCCCCAUUUCUUUUUGGUUACUUUGCUGGCUUGGUUGAUAUUCCACUUUACUUCCAGAUUUCUGGUAUUAAGAACCGAGGGGCUGGUUUACUGAUACAAAACAAAGAAAGAUUUGGAGAGAAAAUCGUGAGUUCAGUUUGGAUUUUAAAAUGUAAGAAGCCUUUGAAACCUCCAAGUGGAGAUGUUGAGGGGGCCUUUGGGCAUACUGGAGUAGAACUCAGAGGAAGAAUCCCGAGUAAGGGCUACACACCGGAGCCGUGCGCAGCCUGGGGGCCGGGACCCGGCCCUGAGGGACGUGGCCGGCUACAGGCUGGAUGAAAGAGGAAAAGCCGGCAGUGCAUAAAGACUAAUAGCGAUGCCCAUCAGGGUGGGAGGAAAACCCAGAAGGGCGGAGAGGAUGGCACAGCAUCUCAAGGCAGGCGUGGUUCAGGGGAUUCCUUUGUUUACUUGACUGGGGUGAGAUACCAGAGUCUGUUUGCUGGCCACGGCGGAAGGUCCGGCAGAGGCGGAGAUCAAGGGGAAGGGGACGAGCCAGGGGACCAUCGUAACAGGUGGCGGCAGGUGGGCCAGGGCAGGGCAGAGGGAUGGAGCCCAGCAGGAGGAAGGGCACUUUCUCCACCAGUCAGGGCGGAAGGCACAGGUGACCAGGUGCCUGCUACAGACGCGGAAGGCGAGGCGGGGGCCCAGACCCGGAGGCGGGCCUUGCUGUCCAACGUCACUCAUCUCGGUAAGGCAAGAGGUGACAUCACCUGCUGAGACUGCGUUGGGACAGGGGUCAGAUGGUUGGGGAGACCAGGAGAGAAAUGAGACCGAAGUUCAGGAGCAUGGGCGGGCACUGUGGCCUUGGGAGGCCUUCCCGGUUCUGAGGGGCAGCGGGAGCGAAGCCUUCAGGUGGCCUGACGUUGAAGACACGGAGGACGCCCUUUGCGUCUCCCGCUGAGCUCCAGGCAGAACUGGCUGCGGGAGCGGUUCUAGUUCGUUCCUGCUCACACCGUCUCUCCGCGCGCCAGUCCCGUAGCUAAGACAGGUCGGAACAUCAAGGCCGUGGAAAUGCCGGGUAGCAGGUGUCACACUGGCAACCGUGAGCUGCAGAUUCGCGCGCGCUGCUUCUCUGCUUCCGGAUCCUCCUUUCCAACAAGAUGUGAGACCUUCAAGGGAUACUUGCACGUGGAACCCAGGUGCUGCCACCAAGGCCCCCCAAAGCUGAUGACCCAGCUGCUCUUGUCCCCUGCAGCUAGCUUCUAGCGACGACCUGCUCCUUCAGAGGGGCUCCGAUAGCCAAGCCGUAGGGCCCUCAGCGCCUGCUUCCUCGUCUGUACCUCUGCCGUCUUCUAUUGGGGUGCUGGUCAGAAGAGGGUUGGGUCCAGCUUCGCAUGGCACCUGGAACUGUGGCCCCUCCAAACUCCAAGCCUUGCUACUCAGUCUAGACCCCGUGAGCAUGUCCUCUCAGGAGCCUCACUGUCCCUCUUGGGGCCCUCGGUCCUUAUGUUCGCAGUUCCUUGCAAUUCUGAGGCACAAAAGUAGGUGAGACUGCUUUUGUAUCCGCGAAGUGCUUCACUCCUGAAUGUAAUUCUAGCUGAGUGCAAUCUAGGUUAAGAGCCGGACAAGCGGGUAAUUAGAGCCCGCUCGCCGCCCGCCCGAGGACCGGCCGCCCCGCCGAAGCGCGCCCGGCGUCGGCGCCCUUCUCCCGGCCGAGCCGAGCCGCGGCUGGACACGGAGCGCCCGAGAUGAUGGUGCUGGACAAGGAGGACGGCGUGCCGAUGCUCUCGGUCCAGCCCAAAGGGAAGCAGAAGGGCUGCGCGGGCUGCAACCGCAAGAUCAAGGACCGCUACCUGCUGAAGGCGCUGGACAAGUACUGGCACGAGGACUGCCUCAAGUGCGCCUGCUGCGACUGCCGCCUGGGCGAGGUGGGCUCCACCCUGUACACCAAGGCCAACCUCAUCCUGUGCCGGCGCGACUACCUGAGGCUCUUUGGCACCACGGGAAACUGUGCCGCCUGCAGCAAGUUGAUCCCAGCCUUCGAGAUGGUGAUGAGGGCCCGGGACAACGUCUACCACCUCGACUGCUUCGCCUGCCAGCUCUGCAACCAGAGGUUCUGUGUGGGAGACAAGUUCUUCCUGAAGAACAACAUGAUCUUGUGUCAGCUGGACUACGAGGAGGGGCAGCUCACCGGCGCCUUCGAGCCGCAGGCUCAGUAACGCCCGUCCCGGCCUCCAGGCCCGCCCGCCCGGCCGGCUGGCCGCUCUCCUGCGAUUGCAGCUCCGCCGCCCGUCUGUGUGUGACCCUCCCGGGGCCAGGCUGGGCCUGUACAGUCUGUCUUCUGUAUAUAAAUGGGAACAUUUAUUUUAUGACAAAUGUAAUGCGAUUUUAUUACUGGCGUGGAUUAAACUUAUGAAUGUUCCGGG
Phacochoerus africanus (Common warthog) is the source of this 2737-nucleotide messenger RNA. It is a transcript of the gene LMO1, whose product is annotated as LIM domain only 1. Gene Ontology annotation, biological process: positive regulation of transcription by RNA polymerase II. The record is from RefSeq and is a predicted model, not a curated record. NCBI's taxonomy places the organism in Eukaryota, Metazoa, Chordata, Mammalia, Artiodactyla, Suidae. Gene Ontology annotation, cellular component: nucleus. Gene Ontology annotation, molecular function: DNA-binding transcription factor binding; transcription coactivator activity. The coding region runs from base 2060 to 2530 and encodes 156 amino acids. The transcript is spliced from 6 exons.